CAUCAAGCUCCCCUGGCAGAAAGGCGCUUGAUGGAUGUAAAACUCCAAGACAUGCCUGCUUGGCUAGCCACUUGUAACUUGUCUCCACAGGGGGUGCUUGGAGCAACAUGCAGAGCCUGGAAUAGAUAUUACAAGAAGUACAUCAAUGUGAAGAAAGGUGGUGUGGCUGGAAUCUCAAUGCUGCUGCUGCUGCUGGGCUACUGUGUCCUGAGCUACACCUGGAGCUACAAACACAUAAAACACAGUCGCUGGCGAAAAUACCACUGAAGAUGACAAAGGAGUAUGUACCUGGAAGGAGCACGCGUGCAGAUUGAUCAUGCAUCUCGCCACAGAUCUAUUCUAAUAGGAACUGGACAUGUUGAGAACUGCUGUUGGAGCCACUGAAAUACUUCUUUUUGUCACCUGGAGUCACAAAUGUAUAACUAUUUCUGUUUAUUUUAUGGCACCCCUUGAAAGAAAGUUGUGGGUCAUGAUACAGAUAGAUGAACUAUUGCCACAUGUAGAAACAUGUGGCUUUCUGACAGAAGCCGACAGAUGUGGCACUGAUUUGGUGCCACGUGAGUUUUAAUAACUGUUUUCUGCUAUUAAAGACAACCAGAUUCAUUCUUAUCAUUUUAAAUAUAUGCAAUCAGUUCAGGUUG
Varanus komodoensis (Komodo dragon) is the source of this 641-nucleotide messenger RNA. RefSeq names its product ATP synthase subunit f, mitochondrial-like. The record is from RefSeq and is a predicted model, not a curated record. The transcript has a single exon. Gene Ontology annotation, biological process: proton motive force-driven mitochondrial ATP synthesis. The annotation marks the transcript as partial. NCBI's taxonomy places the organism in Eukaryota, Metazoa, Chordata, Lepidosauria, Squamata, Varanidae. Gene Ontology annotation, molecular function: proton-transporting ATP synthase activity, rotational mechanism.